Messenger RNA from Meyerozyma guilliermondii ATCC 6260, 1344 nucleotides. Its product is annotated as tRNA threonylcarbamoyladenosine dehydratase. The transcript has a single exon. Bases 1 to 1344 code for a protein of 447 amino acids. Gene Ontology annotation, molecular function: tRNA threonylcarbamoyladenosine dehydratase activity; ubiquitin-like modifier activating enzyme activity. Gene Ontology annotation, cellular component: mitochondrial outer membrane. The record is from RefSeq and is a predicted model, not a curated record. Lineage: Eukaryota; Fungi; Ascomycota; Pichiomycetes; Serinales; Debaryomycetaceae. Gene Ontology annotation, biological process: cyclic threonylcarbamoyladenosine biosynthetic process.
AUGCUCAUCGCGAACUUUUCAACUAUCAUGAAUGAACGAGGACGGAUCUUGACUGCGAUAGGGGUGACCGCGGCCACCACUGCUGUAAUUAUCGAGGCAUUUCGUUACCUUUAUAACUCCAGUCGUUCAAAUAUCACAAAAGUGGAGCCAAAAAAGACCAUUUCAAGGAGCACUUACGACGAAGAACUUAUUUUGGAACAACUAGCAAGAAACUAUGCAUUUUUGUCUCCUGAGGGUAUGAGCAAGGUACGAGAGCAGCGUAUAGUGGUUGUUGGUGCUGGAGGAGUCGGCUCAUGGGUUGCUACUAUGUUAGCUCGUUCGGGUGUGGGAGCGUUGAGAGUCGUAGACUUCGACCAAGUGUCCCUCAGUUCCUUGAACAGACAUGCAGUUGCUACCAUCUCCGAUGUAGGAACUCCAAAGGUGGAGUGUCUCAAAACCCAUUUGAAACAAAUUGCCCCUUGGAUUCAUGUUGAAGGAAUAAAUCAGUUAUGGAAUUUAAAGUCAGCUGAAGAAUUGAUUUUCGGUGGAGAUUUCCGGCCAACAUAUGUUGUCGACUGCAUUGAUAACAUUGAUACCAAGGUAGAUUUGUUGGCAUUCUGCCACGAAAAAGGACUCAAAGUGAUCUCAUCGGGUGGAGCUGCUUGCAAGUCAGACCCAUCUCGCAUUAAUAUCUCUGAUAUUUCAAAAACUGAAGAGGACCCAUUGUCACGAUCUGUGAGAGUACGACUCAAGAAGAGAGGAAUCAUCUCCGAUAUACCAGUGGUUUUCUCUGCGGAAAAACCCGACCCUAGGAAAGCACAGCUCCUUCCAUUAUCCGAGUCUGAAAUUGAAAAGGGAGAUGUCGAUCAACUUUCAGCAAUUCAGAACUUUCGAGUUCGGAUUCUUCCCGUGUUGGGAACCAUGCCGGGAAUGUUCGGAUUAACUCUCGCAACAUACAUCAUCACGUCCGUCGCUGGCUAUCCAAUAGAACCAAUUGAGGGAAAGAACCGCUACAAGAUAUAUGAUAGUCUUCUUCAAAGUUUGGCCGGCCAGCAGUCUCGUAUAGGAGAGCCAGAUCAAAGGGUUCCCAUAGCAUUAAGUGAUGUAAGUUACAUCUUGGAGGAGGUGUUCCAUGGAAAGUCUCCAGUUUCGUUGUACUCCACCAAAUUGACUCUUUCUCGAUGGGAUCCAAAAAAGCCGAUUUCGUUUCAAAAUGUUGUUGUUUUGACCAAGGAAGAGCAACGGUACCAUGAAGAUCAUGUGUUGAAGGGUGGAGAAAAAGUUGAAGAAUGCUACGACCUGGAAGUAAUAGAGCGGGUUGAAAAGCGGUUCGAGGAAGAAAGAUAUUAUAGCCAAUACAGAUAG